This is a messenger RNA of Symsagittifera roscoffensis, 1674 nucleotides long. RefSeq names its product beta-1,3-galactosyl-O-glycosyl-glycoprotein beta-1,6-N-acetylglucosaminyltransferase 4-like. The transcript has 4 exons. NCBI's taxonomy places the organism in Eukaryota, Metazoa, Xenacoelomorpha, Acoela, Convolutidae. Gene Ontology annotation, molecular function: acetylglucosaminyltransferase activity. Bases 137 to 1528 code for a protein of 463 amino acids. The record is from RefSeq and is a predicted model, not a curated record. Gene Ontology annotation, cellular component: membrane.
UGAGAUUUGUGUUCUUUUUUUGGUUAAACGAAUUGUAUAUCACGUUUUUCUAUCGUGUGAUAAGUUGUCAUAUUCUGCAUCACAUUCUAAUUAUACAGGAUGAUUUUGAUAAGAUUUUAACGCAAUAAUCAUUAAAAUGAGGCUAACAAAAAGUCGAUUUUCGAAGAUAAUUAUUACUUCAAUUUCUGUUUUCUUUCUUUUUGUUUUUAUUACAAAGAAUUAUAAAUCGAAACCUACAGAAAAUCGCGCAAAACAUCAAACAGAUUACCACGGAAACUUCCGAUCGGUUGAUCCUUUAUAUUUGCAGUACAUACAAACUCAUCAGUCUAUAUUUUACACUCAAAAAUAUUCAAGAAACGAACUUGAAUCCAUUUACGGUACAUGCGAAAAUAUUUGGUCUCAAAAAGCCUCACAGGCUGAGGUUAAUGCUUCGAUUGGAGUUCAAACUCACGUUUUGGGGAGUUUAAGGCGAGGUUUUCAAAAAUGCGAGAAUUUUUUCAGCAGAAGAAUCCAUCUGUACAAUACAGAACCUGUCAAUAAGUUUGAGGAUAGUUUUCCCAUAGCGUAUACCUUGUUAGUUUAUCAUGAGUUCGACCAAGUGGAACAAAUUCUGAUGUCCAUUUUCAGGCGGCAAAAUGUUUAUUGCAUCAAUGUCGACAAUUCAACUGCUAAACCAUUCAAAGAAUUGGUAUCCAGACUAGCCAGAUGUUUUCCUGAUAACAUCAUCAUUCCCAAACGGGUCAUAGAUGUGCACUAUGCCAGAGUGACGCAGACAAGGGCGGAGUUGAACUGCAUGAUGGAGUUGCUCGCCUUCUCUGACAAGUGGAAGUAUCUCAUCAAUUUAACAGGGGAGGAGUUGCCCCUCUUGACUAACCUGGAGAUAGUCACAGUGCUUCACAAGAUGAAGGGCUCUAAUGUUAUUGACGGCCCCCUACACUUUGACGACCAUCUUCGCUACCCGACGGAACGACUUCCGUUUGGACUGCAGAAGUUCAAAAGCCAGACACAUUUCGUCUUCUCGCGAGAAGCUACACAGUUCAUACAUGACAAUCCAAACAUAACGGAGACAUUUCUGUCGCUGGUCAUGGACUUCAAAUACCCCGAGGAGUCCUUCUUCGCACUGCUGCAGUUCAAUCAUCACUUGAACAUGCCUGGUGCUUUGAAAGAGAGGUGGUCGGAGGAGUCGUUGCCUUUCAUACCUUAUGAACACGAGUCGCACGGAUACUUCAACCGUUACAAAAUGUGGUUCUUCCAGAAAAAUUUCACUUGCUUGAGCGGCAAAAAGCAGCGACACAUUUGCAUGAUUGGAGUCAAGACUCUUCCAGAACUGAUCAACAAAUCCUACGGCAAACAAAUGUUCAUCAAUAAGUUCCCGUGGAGAUUCGAACCUAGGGCAUGGGACUGUAUUCUAUCUUGGAACUACAAGAAAGUUCAACUUGAAUAUGAAACCAGGAAACCGGCGCUGGCGCAUUAUGCUUAUCUAGACAAUCCGCAACUUCAGUUGACCAGGAAAAACGAAAAAAGAUAAUUUUUAGCGAGCAAAAUGAACACGUACUUUGUUUGACUAAAUUUUAGUAGCAAUCCACAAUAUUUGUACAAUACAGUAUUUCAAAUGCAAUCCGUAACGUUUUGAUGUAUGUUGUUGUGAGAUUUUUAGUAAAUUCAAAGAUUUUU